Molecule: messenger RNA, 1937 nt
Organism: Culex quinquefasciatus (southern house mosquito)
Lineage: Eukaryota; Metazoa; Arthropoda; Insecta; Diptera; Culicidae
Exons: 3
Coding region: 1-1887 (628 amino acids)
Source: RefSeq, a predicted model, not a curated record
AUGAUUCUCCGCGCCGUCGCCUCGGCCAACUCAAUGUUCCCCGACGGAUCAACCGUGGACGAGCUGGUCAACUCGCUGCAGCGCAAGAUGCUGUACGAGCAGGCAGUCGAACCGGCCGCCGCCAAUCCGGCCGUCCAGCAGUUUGUCCAGUCCGGACGUCACGCAGCCGGGGCCGGUUUUUUUGCACUUGAGGAGACUAUCGUGGAAGCGACCACCCCGGAGGUCAGCACGACGAAGGUUACCACGGAAUCGCUGAAGGAAUCCCUGCGGAAACCUCGCCGUCGGAAGACCGAACCGACUCGAAGCAACAAGAUCUUCCAGCGGAAGUUGAUUCAGUGGUCACCGCAGCAGUCAGUGGCCAACUCAUUGUUCCCCGGCGGAUCAACCGCGACCAAGCAGUCCAACUCGAUUCUUCACUGUAUGAAGGCGCUAAGCUGCAUCGGCGUCUGUUCGGUGCUGGCAGCACUGCUUGUUGGUGUCUACUCGGCUCCAAAUCCGUGCGAGAACUUUUCGGAAGGUCUGGUAUGCAACGAAACGCACUACGAAAGGUAUCGACAGUGCAUAGAAGAAUCGAAAACGGUUCGCCAGAAGCGACAGUCACUGUGCGAACAGCUGGCGAAGCUCCAGGAAGGUCCCACGCUGGUAGAAGCGGCUCAAGCCGAUGAGGCAGUUGUGGUGUUACCUUCCGUUCAGGUUAUUCCUGCAUUGGAAUCUGUUAAAACAGUUGAUCCGAUUGAAACCAACGAUAUUCCGGACCUGGAUCCGCCCAGCAUUGAGUUGAAGUCUCUCAAUCGGAAGGUAAUUAUUCAAGGAGACGACGAGGACGAAGAGUACGAGUACCACGUACCGACGAACGUAACGACCGUGAUCCGACUGACCAACGUGGUCAACAACACGAACGUGGUAAACGUCCCGACGCACGUCAACACGACCAACGUGAACAACAUCCACAUCUACUCGAACAUUACCGGAGUCGGCGAUGAUCAGCCAGCGUCCGGAGAAGAAGCAGAGAAGUGCUGCACGGCUGUUCGACCAAAGACCUGUCACGCAUCGACGCAAGGAUUCAAGUGUCAGCACAAAAAGUUUCGAACCUGUGGACCGCAGUGCACGUCCAAGAUCGUUCACGUGCAGCGGAGAAAGCGUUGCGAUCGCAAUGGAAACUGCAAGGAAAAGCUCGCGUACGUGCCGCAACCGGAGAAGCCCACCUGCGUCUACGUCGAUCAGUGGCCGUUCAUCGCCUGUGGCAAGCCGGCUAACAUGGAAGUCAUCUGCGAUGGAUGCUACGAUCACUACGGGUACGGAUACGAUGCAUUCAACGGUCCAGUGCCAGCCCAAUGCCAAGGUUGUUACGACGAUGCGAUCGAUCAAGGUCCGCUGUACCGUCGAGGUCCGGUUUUGCAACCCUUCUAUUACCACGAACCUCCGUGCUACCUCACCGGAUCGUGUCCCCCGACUUACGGCGAUUGCGGUUACGGAUGCUUCGGACACCAGAUGAUCGAUCCGGCGUGGGGACCACAGGCGUCCCAGUACGAUCCCAUGAUGGACCCCUCCAACACCGGUUACUACGAGGAAGAUCUGCAACUCUCCAACGGAACCGAUACGGACUGGGGCGUUCCCGUGCACAAGUGUACCGUCGUGUCAGAGGACAACACCAUCUCCGUGCAGAACUGCACCAGCGGCGUGGACAACCAGUACGCGGCAGCACCGUCCAACUAUCCGUACUACAAACCGAUGCAGUAUCCUCCAGCAAACCGGCGGUCACCCUACACGGUCAAACAGCGACAGCAGCGGCCAGAGGUGGACGAACGGGAACCGGCGUCCGGCUUCGGUUCGGAAAACGUCGCGUUCGUCGUAGACGACGAAGAAGAUUACGAUUUUGACCUGUAGUGAGCGUGUGCUCAGUUGUGAAUCACCCCUUUGAUGGACGGCAGCUCUGC